Molecule: messenger RNA, 1750 nt
Organism: Rhizophagus irregularis DAOM 181602=DAOM 197198
Lineage: Eukaryota; Fungi; Glomeromycota; Glomeromycetes; Glomerales; Glomeraceae
Molecular function (GO): oxidoreductase activity, acting on paired donors, with incorporation or reduction of molecular oxygen; iron ion binding; heme binding
Source: RefSeq, a predicted model, not a curated record
UAAAAAGAAAAAAUGAUAAUCACAAUUCCAUUUUCAUUCGGAUUUUUUGAUGUAUUUUCUUUUUUGUUAGUUUGUAUAAUUUUCUAUGUAGCAAGAUAUUAUUAUAAUUAUUUCAUUCGUCCAAAUCCUUUACCCGGUCCAUUUCCACUUCCAAUUCUUGGUAACGUUCAUCAAAAAAGAGGAUUUGAAUUUAAUGAAUGGUUAAUGUUAAUGCAUAAAAAAUAUGGAGAUAUGUUUGAAAUAAAUAUGGCAGGGAAACGUUUGAUCGUAUUAUGUAGUAUUGAUUUAAUUGAAAAUAUGAAUAUAUCUUCAACAAAAACUAAAUAUCCUUUUAGAAAUAUCCAUUUUGAAGGAUCCGCUGAAUAUGGAUUACAAGGAUUAGCCAGUAAUAAUGAUCCAAAAUCUUGGAAAUACAAACGUCAAUUUUAUACUCAAGCUAUGAUGACUCCAAGUUUUAAUUAUCAAGCUGUUGAAUGGACUAAUGAAUUAUGGAAUGAAAUGGAAUCUUGUUGGAAUAAUCUUGGAGAAAAUUAUGAAUUGGAUCUUAUUAAAUGGAUGCAUAGAUUCUCAAAUGAAAUAAUUUUUAGGAUUUCGACUGGUGUGAAAAAUGAUACUGUAGUUUCUUAUUAUAAAAAUAUUGCUCAUGAAAAUAAUAUUAUUGUUUUAAAUGAAAAAGAAAGAGAAAAAGUUGAAGAAUCUGAAAAUUUUAUUCAAUCAAUAGAUACUUUUUUUAAAGGAAUUGUUUAUUUUGUGAUUUUUAAUAGGUUCAUGCGUCAUUAUAUUCCUUUUAUUCGUGGAAAAGUGAAGGGUUUAUUGAAAAAUAGAGAUUAUUUAUAUAAUAAAGUAUAUGAAAUUAUUAAAAAAAGAAGGAUUGAAAUUGAGAAUACACCUUUAGAUCAACCUCUUCGUCAUGAUAUGUUAACGUCUCACAUAACCGCAAAUACGAAACGUGAUAUCAACCCAGUAAAACAUGCUGAUGAUGAUUUAUUAAGACCGAUGACAGAUGAAGAGAUAUUUGGAAGUAUAAUCGAUUCCAUGGGCGCUGGAACUAUUACUACAGCAAAUUUUUUUUGCUUCAUCGUGUAUUAUCUCGGACGUUAUCCUGAGGUGAAACAACGUUUUCAAAAAGAAUUAGAUGAAGUUCUUGGAACAAAAUCCAUAACAUAUAGUGAUCUUGAUAAAUUACAAUAUUGUGAUGCAAUUAUUAAAGAAGUGAAUCGAAAUUGUCCUUUAAGUUUUUCAAUUGGUCGUGUAAAUAAUGAAAAAGAUAUUGUUGGAGGAUUUAAUUGGCCAGAAAGAACUUCAUUUUCAAUAUUUUAUUAUGCAACAAUGAGACGUAAAGAUUAUUGGACUGAUCCUGAAAAAUUCGAUCCUGAUAGAUUUUACAAAAUUGAUGAAAGUGAUAAAUAUUUACUUGAAAAGAAAUAUGCUAAAAAUUCUUUUACUAUGUUUGGAGGUGGAAUUAGAAUCUGUCCUGGGAGAAAAUUGGCGAUGAUAAAAUUAAAAUGUUUAUUAGCAUCAAUUUAUAGAAAAUAUGAUCUUGAAUUGGCAGAUAUGAAUGCACCGCUUAAAUCUAGUUCUAGUGUCAUUACAAUUUGUAAAGAAUUAAUUGUUAAAUUUAAACCAAGAAAAUUCUAAAAUGUGAUAGUGAUAAAAAUAAAUAAUUAAGUUAUAUUUAAUUUAAUUUACUUUCUUUUUAUAUGUCAUAAAUAAACUAAAUUUUAUUGUCCAGAGCGAAGUGAAGGACGUG